This is a messenger RNA of Oppia nitens, 3386 nucleotides long. Its product is annotated as transcription initiation factor TFIID subunit 3-like. Lineage: Eukaryota; Metazoa; Arthropoda; Arachnida; Sarcoptiformes; Oppiidae. Gene Ontology annotation, molecular function: protein heterodimerization activity. Gene Ontology annotation, cellular component: transcription factor TFIID complex. The record is from RefSeq and is a predicted model, not a curated record.
UGUUGAAAGGCAUAGCAAACACUUGAAUGCAAUCAAUGAUUGAAUGACUGAACCAUUGAUUGAGUGAACAAUUGAUUGAAUGACAAGAAGUACUGUUUGGACGCAAUCGGCAACACAUCGACCGCAGGACAUGUGGUGACCAGUUGUGGCCGAAAUGGUGGUCACAUAUAGUGAUGCCAUAUUGCGGACAUUUGUGGCCCAAAUAUGUCGCGACAUGGGUUGGCACGCAUCACAUGAAACACCGCUAGAAGUGCUAACACAGAUCACCGCUCAAUAUGUGCGACAACUGUCCAAACAAUGUGUCCGCUUUGCCAACCAUUGCGGUCGACAAAAGCCAAUCUUUGAUGACAUGCAAUUGGCGUUCAAUCACUUCAACAUUGAUCUCAAUGAACUCAAGGAUUACAUUAAGUGUGUUGAGUCGCAACCUCUUGACAUACUUGUCCCGAAGUAUCCUAUCAAGAAUGUGGCCAAUCGGGUCAUCACUAAUACAGGAGAAUCAGAGGAUAGACCCGAAUGGUAUAAUGAAUGGAUGCCUCCGUUGCGAGAAUCGAGACAACCGGAAGGUACUGAUGACAGAGGUGAGCAAAAUCGUGCAAAUGAUGAGACAUUACAAGAUAGUCUGUUGUCGCCGUCAUCGACCUCACAAAUGGCCGGUGAUGUGGGCUCCACAUCACCGCUCAGAAGUACUGUCGACACAUUCAGUUUCCUUCGAGAUCUACAUUCAUCUAUUACUCAAAGAGAAGGCCGACUACCAGAUACUCAACGAAUUAUCGAAUCAGAAGAAAGUCGAGAAAAUUCACCCGAAAAAGAAAUCAAAGUCGAAGACAAACCAAAAUUGGAAGAAAAAGAGAUAAAAGACAAGAAAAAAGAGAAGGACAAGAAAAAGAAGGAUAAGAUGUUGUUUAAGGGAUUGAAGGAUAAGUCUUUGAAAUUUAAACACAAAAAACUGACGAUUAAACCAAUUAAAGGCAAAAAAGAAGUCAAAACUUUGAAGGAUCGCAUAAAGAUUAAAGAUUUGCCUCAACAGCGAUCAUAUUCUCCACUUUCUAUUAAAGUGGUCGGACUAUCAACCGGAACACCGACGGCAACAUCAACUCCGACAAUGGCUCGAUCUCCGGCCAGCAUUACCUCACCAAACGAUACGCUUAAGAGUACAAAUACAUCAUUAGAUUCUUGUAUUGAAGCCGUCAUCGAUCGUAUUUGUUGUUCCAAUGAUAAUGAAGUAAAUAUUAAAGACAAAGAAGAAGAAGAAAUUCCUAAAAGGAAAUACAAGAUUAAGAAAGAAGACUCUAUAGAAAAGUCAUAUAAGAAGAACAAGAAGGAUAAUGCUUCUAAUGAUAAGAUGAUGAACGAUAUCUUUGAUGAAGUAGUUCGUCAAUCGGAAUCAGCUCUUAUGUCUCCAAAUAAGCGCUCACCAUAUCAUACGAUGAGUCCUAAAGUGAAAACAGAAGCAAUAAGUUCUCCGAUUCAAAGUAAACAUAAUGUCCAUAAUUUUGACGACGACGAGGCGGCCAAGACUUUAGUACUAAUGGCCGGCGAAAAGACAGUCUCGAAACGCAAGAAAAACAAAGCAUCGAUUUCAGUGGUCACUUCUGCUGCCACCGCUUGUUCGUCGCCGUCGAACGAUAGCAAUUCAUCAGCAUUUCAAUCAGCAAUGAGCGCAUUCCCAAAAGUAUCACCCGGUUCAUCACCAUUAUCACCUAACAUGUUAUCUACUAAUCAGAAUCCAUUUAUACCCACCCGACAACUCUUUGCACGCGGCGAUCACUCAUCACCUCCAUUGUUGACACCAGCUGUGUCUCAAUCAAUGUCUACAGAGUCUUCAUACGGACCGCCGCCUGUGUUGACUAAACCGAAAACUUUGGCUGAAAAGAAGGCAUUACCUCCAGAAAUAGAGAACGCGCCGUUGAUUAAGAAAGAGAAAGACAAAGAAAACAAAACAGAAAAAAAAGAAAAAGAAAAGAAUAAAAAGGAAGACAAGAAGUCAUUGAAACAAAAGAAUAAAAAGUUUAAAUCAAAAGCUCAUAUAAGCGAUGACUCGUCUUCUGAAGAAGAAACCAAACCCAAGAUUAACAUUAAAUUGGGUUCAAAAGCAUCGGUUCCAAAGGCGCCGAAUGAUAAACUGGCAAUUAAAACAACAGUCGAAAGUAAGGCACCGAUCAAAACAUUACUGUCACCCAAACAUAAUGUACAAAAUCCAGAAGAAGUACCACAGAAGAAAAAAGAGGACCAAAAAAGGACAAAAGAUGAUAUAAAACCAGAAAUAAAGACAAAAGAAGAAUCUUGUAUUCUUAUUCGUGAGACAAUCACUGUUAAGACAGAAGGCGACAGUGGAAAAGUGUGGAUAUGUCCCUCUUGUAAACUACCCGAUGAUGGCAGUCCUAUGAUUGGUUGCGAUACAUGCGAUGAUUGGUAUCACUACGCGUGUGUUGGCAUUAAGGUGGCGCCCGAAAAGGACGAAAGUUGGUUCUGUGAAAAAUGUGUCAAAAAACAGCAACAAAUUGAAUCAAAGUUCAUAAAGAAAAAAGAGCCGCCACCGACAUCAGURACACCACCGAAAAAAGAGCCAAAACCAUCAAACAAACCGCCAGCUAUGAGACCUAGAGGUAGACCUCGUAAAGACUCGACCACUGCUUUUGUGGCCCAGAAAAUAGAAAAACUUCAGACUUCUGAUGAAGAAUUAAUUAAUACAUCUAAAGGCAAACACAAACCAAAGGAGCAAAAGAACACUAAAGUACACGAGGAAGAGGAAGAAGGAGAAUAUAUUUGUCCUCAAUGUGAUAAACCAGAUGACGGAACACCUAUGAUUGGUUGUGACAAAUGUGAUAAAUGGUAUCACUGGCAAUGUGUCGGUAUUUUAACCGAACCCAAAGCUGAUUCCAAUUGGAUGUGUCCGCGAUGUAAGAAAAAGAAACAAAUAGUAAGCGCUCCGCCAAAACCACUGGUCGUUCCAAAAUCGAUAUCUACGUCACCAAUCAUUGCACUGACCAAAUACGGGGCGAGUGGUAGUUCACAGUCGUCUCAAUGGCAAUGUCCAGAAUGCAAGCUAUCGGUGGACAACACAAAGCCAUCCAUUUGUUGUGAUGACUGUGACUGUUGGUAUCACUGGAGUUGUGUGGGUAUUACUCAGGCGCCCCGGGAGGAGGAGUCGUGGUUUUGUAAGGCCUGUUACGAUAAACAAGCCAUCAUUGCUUACAAAUACGCUAAAGUCCGCAGAAUUUAAUCGAAUGGCUGGUCAUUGGUUUUGUUAUAUAAAUUAUUUAUCAAUUGUCGCACAAAUGGUUGCAAUAAAUGGCGAACACUGUUCUUCACGUCGUUAUWAUACAAUUGUUUAUAUUAUAAAUUCAUUUUAACUCAUUUUAUAUUAUAAUUGCAUUCAUUUUAUA